This is a messenger RNA of Rodentolepis nana, 480 nucleotides long. The record is from the annotation of a GenBank genome assembly. NCBI's taxonomy places the organism in Eukaryota, Metazoa, Platyhelminthes, Cestoda, Cyclophyllidea, Hymenolepididae.
AUGACCCGAGGCGACUACCGUCGUUUUGGUGGAUACAUCAAUAACGGUCACUACUACCCCUACUACUACUCUUCCUUCUACGGUUCAGAUUCGCAUAGCGGAGGCUGUCACGACGGUAGUGGAUUUGGAGGCGGCGGAUACAGCGGAAGUAGUAGCAGAUACAAUCAUCAUCACCACCACCACCACUCAGGUGGUGGGGCAACCGGCGGAACAACGAGCGGGGGACACUUAGGCGGUGGCGGUGGCCACAGCGCCAUGGACGCCACCUUCAUUUGGAAGCUCAGCAAACUCGGACGAAUCGGCUCUUCCCGUCUGCGCUUCGAUGAUGACUUCGCCGAUCGACUCAACUAUCAAUUCUCCGGUGUGCUCAUGUUCCUCUUCAUUGGAGUAAUAGGCAUUCGACAAUAUGUCGGUAUGUUCCCACUUUCUUUAUUUCAGUUAUAUUCUUUAAGUUUCAAGAUUUUCAAGCCCAUAUUUUGA